This is a messenger RNA of Geodia barretti, 1413 nucleotides long. The record is from the annotation of a GenBank genome assembly. NCBI's taxonomy places the organism in Eukaryota, Metazoa, Porifera, Demospongiae, Tetractinellida, Geodiidae.
UUGCACUAUUCCUCCUGGGGCGUGACCUUUUUGCGAUCGGAUGAUCGACACAUUUUGUCCAUGUGAGAUCGAUCGAGGUUUGAGCAUUCAUCAUUGAGAGACCUUACGGGAGCCAUGGGCGCUCAAUCCUCCAGUACCAGGACCGACUUCGAGUGGGUCUACACUCAGCAACCGCACGUCUCCAGAAGAAAAAUGAUUCUCAAGAAGUACCCGGAGAUCAAGAAGCUGAUGGGACCGGACCCACACUUCAAGUACAUUGUGUCGGCCUUGGUGAUAUUUCAGGUCGUGUCGGCCUACUUCAUCUGCAAGCUUUCCUAUCCCUGGGUGGUCGUCAUCUCCUACUUCCUGGGUGGAGUCAUCAACCACUCCCUAACGCUGGCCAUCCACGAAGCCUCCCACAACGUUGUGUUUGGCAACUACUACCCCAUGUACAAUCGCCUGUUUGGGAUUUGGGCGAACCUCCCCAUUGGCGUACCCAUGUCCGUCACCUUCAAGAAAUACCACAUCGAGCACCAUCGCUACCUGGGCGUGGACUUGUACGACGUCGACAUCUCCACCGACUGGGAAGGUCGUUUCUUCUGCAGCACACCUCGCAAAUUCCUCUGGCUUUUCUUACAGCCGCUGUUCUACGCCUUGAGGCCGAGUUUAGUCCGGCCCAGACCCCCCACCAAACUGGAGAUACUCAACUACGUGAUCCAGUUUGUGUUUGAUGUCCUCGUGUACUACUUCAUCGGGCCCAAGGGUCUGGUGUAUUUCAUCGGAGGGACCCUCCUGUGUAUGGGGCUCCACCCCAUGUCGGGACACUUCGUCGCGGAGCACUACAUGUUUGACAGAGGCCACGAGACGUACUCGUACUACGGACCGUUGAACUACCUCACGUUCAACGUCGGGUACCACAUGGAGCACCACGACUUCCCCUACAUCCCGGGGUCUCGGCUCCCCGAGGUCAAGAGGAUAGCUGCCGAGUUCUACGACGGUCUCCCUCAGCACAAUUCCUGGAUCGGCGUACUCUGGCGAUUCCUCUUUGAUAACGACGUGGGGCCCUACUGUCGAACCAAGAGAAACUACGAGGACAUUUACGGGGAGAGGAAGAGCGAAAACCCGUACUACGACGCUGAUAAUUCAAUGAAACCCGUUCUAGUGGGUGACCCUAUCGUUCCGGUCCCAUCAUCGGAAGAACGUACAACCACUAGAAAUGGCCAUGUAGAGCCGCCUUUAGGUGACCACAAGAAGGAACUGUAGACGUCAUGUACAACUGGCAAGUAUUAUACAUACUACCGUUUUUCCUGUCAUGUUCAUAAACAUUGUACAGUGGACUAAUUGUGUAAAACAUUGUGAUGAUAGUACAUACUGUAUUACUAUGACUGAUGACUGACACAAAUAGUAUAACAUCGCUCAAGUAUUUGACUGCAC